GAAAACUGACUACAUAAUUAUGUAUUAAAGCUGCUUACUAAUGGGGUUUGAAUUGGCUAAAUAUAAAAAUGCCCUUGUUGCCAGAACUUGACACAAGAUCGGUUUUACAUGUAGUUGAAGAGAACUUCCAGAGACUUGACUUAAAAACCUAUGGUAUACGAAUGAUAUACAUUGGCGAACACAAGGCACCAAGAGAAGCCAUGAUAGAGGAAAUCGGCAAGACUGUUGAUGCAGUAAAUGGAGGUUACUGUGAUAUCAAAAUAACCGGUUUACUACUCGUGUAUGACAGUUAUUUCGUCCAUAUUGUUGAAGGAUCAGAAGACACGGUGUACCGUUUGCUACGAUUCCUGUUUAAGACGGAGGUGGACUGGAUAGAAGCCAUGGAACGGAAGGACGCGGAAGAACUGGAGGCGCUGCGGCAGGCGGCGUGCGAGGCGGAGGCGGAGGGCGAGCCCUUCGUGUGGCCGGAGGAGCCCGAGGAAAAGCCGGACCGAUGCUUGUUUCGAAGGCUCAAGCUGCUAAUGGUUUAUCAUUCCAUACAAAGUUUCCUGUUCAAAGGUUGGAGUGGGAUAAUGGCCCGGCCGCCGUCGCUGGUGGGCGUGCUGGACAUCAACGCGCCACUCGCGCAACACAUGGAGCAGCUGAAGAUCUGCCUAGACAAGAUCGCCAUGCUGUGCAGUCUCGCCACUGCUGAUGAUAAUCUGUCGUUCCAAGGCAUGAGCGCGGCGGACCCGAAGAGUAACGCGUUGCCCGAAGUCGCACUGCUGGACCUUCUCAUACAGUCGAGGCACACUCUAGCCCUGUGCGAAGUCAUACACUUGCACCGGCGCGUCGACGACCACGAAUUUUACUUUGAGAAAGUGUGGCCUCUUCCAAAUCACUUCACACCAAAACUGCUGUACAAGCUAAAGGUGGACGAUUCCUUCGUGGAGCCCCUGCCUGUCAUGCCCUGGGAACUGGUCAAGAAAGAAAAAACAGAAGAAGAAGAGGACCAAGAACGGCAGAGCGGUAGCUCCGACAGUGAUUAAAAUGUGGCUGUUAUUUUUUAUGAUUUGCUUUUUGUACAACCAGACCCUGUGUGU
Cydia strobilella is the source of this 1082-nucleotide messenger RNA. RefSeq lists its product as uncharacterized. The record is from RefSeq and is a predicted model, not a curated record. The coding region runs from base 69 to 1028 and encodes 319 amino acids. NCBI's taxonomy places the organism in Eukaryota, Metazoa, Arthropoda, Insecta, Lepidoptera, Tortricidae. The transcript is spliced from 6 exons.